AUGGGCAUGAAGAGUAAGAGCGUAGUAUUGGUGGUGGCGUUAAUGUUGGGCAUGCUCGUCUCCCUAUCACACUCUGAGACGACGAGCAAGUUGUGCCAUCAGUUGCUUGUUUGCUUAAACUCCGUCAAGAUUCACGGUGCUCUGAAUGUUGUACCUAAAGCGUUCAACGUGGCCAACCCAGCGUGGUUCUACUACCUUCACGUCACCUGCCAUGCCUCGGCCUACAUAAUUGGUGUUGCUGGAUGGGCCAUGGGCCUCAAACUCGGCCACACAGCCAUGGCCCUGUUUGUCCUAGCAGUACUCCAGGCUUUUGUCUUCCUCUUCAGGCCCAAGCCCGACCACAAGUACAGAAUCUACUGGAAUGUUUUUGCCUACCACCAAUCCAUAGGCUACACCGUCAUUGCCCUCAGCAUCGCCAACAUUAUUGAGGGUCUCGAAAUCUCGGGCCCUCAGAAGAAGUGGAAACAAGCCUACAUUUUCACGCUCAUAGCCUUUGGAGCCGUUGCCCUUUCCAUGGAAGCACUCAGGUGUUCCUUGGAAGCACUCAGGUACCAAAAUCGAAGACGAGCGGAAGUAGAGGCGCGCGAGCCGGUCCCGCUGCUCUGCGUACAGGUGCAGGGGCGUCGUGUGCUGCUCGCGUCAGGCUCUAGCCUCCUGGUAGACCACGACUGCGACCGCGACGCCGGAUAUGAGGAGCUCUCUGACGACAUCGGUGUGGCUUUAUCGUCCGCUAGGUGCAGCAAUAACAGCGACGCUAGAGCGACGAACAAGGUUGACGGACGGAAUUGCCAUCCUCCGCUACGGGAAUUUGACGGACCGACGACCUCAGAGAAGCUGGAAGCCAGUAAGGGAGAGCCUCUAUCGGUGGCGUUGGGGAGCAGGGCCAGUGUGGAUGGUCGGGCUAAGAUGGGGAAAUACUUUGUGGUGUGGAAAUAG
Striga asiatica is the source of this 936-nucleotide messenger RNA. The record is from the annotation of a GenBank genome assembly. NCBI's taxonomy places the organism in Eukaryota, Viridiplantae, Streptophyta, Magnoliopsida, Lamiales, Orobanchaceae.